UAAGAUCGAUUACCGUAUUAAAAUAUAAUGUCUUGAUUAAACUUAAUGUCAAUAAUAAUGGUUGAGAUAGUAUUCAUUAUCAUGCAAUUUUUUAAAAAAAUAAAAAAUUAAAAAUUAAGAAUUCUUAAUGAUAUACUCCGUAGUUGAUACAAAGUCGCUAUAUUUUCAAUUUGUAUUUCAAAGACUAAUUGAAUGAAUCAAUGAAGAUUUCUUUGUUAAUUACGAGUAUAUUGUAUAGAUCAUUUAUGUGUUAACAUUAAUGAUAUAUUACUCCCACCAUGCUCCGAAAAUAUUCAGUGUUCGAUCUAAUUAAACGACUAUAUAUAUGUCUCGAUCAUCUUCCUAUUUUCAUUGCAACAUAACAAUCAUCCUCCAUUUCAAACUUAAACCGCAAAAUGGCAAAAUCAUCGGUGGUACCAUGGUCCUUUAAGCUUGAAAAAGGUGAAAAGAUCACGAAAAUUUUGGUUAUUCAUGACUUCGUUGUUGAAGGAAUUGGGUUCGAAAUAACUAAGGAUGGGAAAGUAAUUAAAACUAACUGGUAUGAAGGCACCGGCGCCAAGUCACAUACUAGUACUACUUCCGAGGUUCCGUUAUUGGAUGGCGAUAAUCUAACCCACAUAAGCGGAACAUACGGGUAUCACUUAGGGGAGGUAUGCAUCACAACAAUGACGAUACAUACCGAUUUAUUCCCAGAGGGGCAUGGACAAUAUUGUGAUUCAAAGGAGCCUAGCGAAGUAACCCCUUUCUCAUCUCCACUUCCAAUUGAUGGUUCUAUUGAUGGAUUUUUCGGAUGUACUGAAACGUUUUUAGGUUCGAUUGGAAUUUAUGCAUCGGGCAAAAAGAUCACAAAAUAUGGGCCAUAUGGUGACAAGGAGAGUAAAUUAAACUGGUACAUUAAGCUUAAAGAAGGUGAUAUGAUUUCCAGCAUAACAAUCUGGCAUGCAUAUGUUGUUGAUGGAAUUGGGUUCGAAGUCAAAAAUAUUAUAAGUGGAAAAAUCUACAGCCAAGAGUUUCAUGGUCCUGAAGAGAAAUUUAACACGAUUACAUUUGACGAACACGAAAAGAUAACAAAAGUAACCGGGAGUUUCGGAAAUUAUCAUGACAAGGGGAUCAAAAUCGCUACGAUAAAGAUCUAUACCGAUUCACGUCCAAAGGGAAUUGGAUAUGGUAGUGAAGCUGAUUUCGAUGCUAAUACUAUUGAGAAAUUCGAAUAUCAUGUGACACCAAAGAGUUCUCUUGUUAGGUUUUAUGGAUCCUAUGGAAUGUUUCUUAAUUCAAUUGGAUUUGGUGAAGAGUUCGCUGAGGAACACAACUAUGGGCCAUAUGGACGUAUUAUAUAAUCUGCUCAUGCUCAUGCUCGAUCGGCUAGAUCAAAACGAUGCGUCCCAAUACCAAAAGAGUCAUCCUUUAUUUUAAUAAUUUCCUAUUUAUUUUUUUAUGUGUGUUUUUUUCCAAUAAAACUUUUUAUUAAAAGUUUAAUUUAAGCUCAAUGUACGGUUGUGUUGUCAUGUGUAUUACCUUUUUUUUCUUAAUUUUUUUUAUUUAUGCAAGAGAGGGGCAAGUGUAGAGCCCCAUGCAUGUAUUUCCUUUUUGUUGAUUAUUAGUACUCCGUUUCUAUGAA
This is a messenger RNA of Chenopodium quinoa (quinoa), 1621 nucleotides long. RefSeq lists its product as uncharacterized. The record is from RefSeq and is a predicted model, not a curated record. Bases 396 to 1340 code for a protein of 314 amino acids. Lineage: Eukaryota; Viridiplantae; Streptophyta; Magnoliopsida; Caryophyllales; Amaranthaceae. The transcript has 7 exons.